This is a messenger RNA of Bactrocera latifrons, 1406 nucleotides long. RefSeq names its product dnaJ homolog subfamily C member 5 homolog (gene Csp). The transcript has 7 exons. Gene Ontology annotation, cellular component: type Is terminal bouton. The coding region runs from base 239 to 997 and encodes 252 amino acids. The record is from RefSeq and is a predicted model, not a curated record. NCBI's taxonomy places the organism in Eukaryota, Metazoa, Arthropoda, Insecta, Diptera, Tephritidae. Gene Ontology annotation, biological process: regulation of neuromuscular synaptic transmission.
UCUUGUCAAACGCAGGGCGCAGGCGAACAUCAAAAGUAGAGUCACUCGCAGGCAGCCAUAAGUGCAGAAAAUAUACAAAAGAAUUUGAAUUCCGAUCGAAAAUUCGCGAGAAUCUACAUUAUAUAUACUAUAAAAGUGAAACCGACUAAAACGUGGACUAAAUAUUAAACAAUACUAAUUGUUUAAUAACAGUGUUUUACAAGUUUUCACAAACGCAAGGAAUUAACUACAGAACAAAAUGAGUGCUGGUGGCAUGGGAGAGAAAAGAAAAUUGUCUACAUCGGGCGAUUCUCUAUAUCAAAUAUUGGGACUUCCUAAAACAGCUACGGCUGAUGACAUUAAGAAGACUUACAGAAAAUUAGCACUUAAAUACCAUCCAGAUAAAAAUCCAAAUAAUACCGAUGCCGCCGAAAAAUUCAAGGAAGUGAAUCGCGCUCAUUCUAUAUUGAGCGAUCAGACGAAACGUAAUAUUUACGAUAAUUAUGGUUCAUUGGGUCUUUACAUUGCCGAACAAUUCGGUGAGGAGAAUGUGAACGCCUACUUUGUGGUGACAUCGCCGGCGGUGAAGGCGCUUGUUAUUUGCUGCACUAUUUUGACUGGCUGUUGCUGCUGCUGCUGYUGUUGUUGUUGCUGCAACUUCUGUUGUGGCAAAUUCAAGCCACCGGCGAACGAGUCACACGAUCAGUAUGCACAUUUGAAUCGUGGCGAAGGGGAUAGAGAGCCUAGUGAUAAUUCAACAAAUAGGAUACAGUCCACAGCGCAUAAUGAGGACGCCGAUUUGGAUGAUGUAAAUUUGGGCGGCGGUACCAAUAAUCAACCAUCCGGUUUUGGCAGCACCGGUAUACCGUUCGCGAUGCCACCGCCACCGCAAGCCGCCGGAGCCACUGGCGUGAAUCCAUUCACGGGCGCACCAGUUGCUGCUGCAACAGAGAAUACAUCGCUCAACGCUACAGAACAGCCGACAUAUACGCCAGAUAUGGUACACCAAAAAUAUUAGACGCAUUCAGCAACAAAAACAAAACAAUCAAUUAUCAGAAAUAAUUUGCGCAAAUCAAGCUUCAUAACAGCUGACGUCCAGCAACUUUACACAUUCAAUUAGAAAAAACAUUUAUUUUGCUAAAUGCAUAUAAAUACCGCAAAGCUAAAAGAACAUACAAAAUUAUUUCUUAUUGAUAAAGCACAUUUCACACAUCAUUUUACAUAUAAAUGUAGUACAUGUGUGUAAAUUAGCUUAAACUGUAUUGUGAUUUUCGAACUACACAAUUUUCCUUUAAUUUUUGCUAUUUUAAUUACUUAUAUUUUUAAAAUAUGAAAAAUGUUUAGUUUGUAAAAAACCGAAUAUUUAAAGGACAUGCUUUAGCAAAUAUUGAGGCAAUUAAGCGAUUAGAUUACAGAAAUGUGUAGAA